Triticum aestivum (bread wheat) is the source of this 1146-nucleotide messenger RNA. RefSeq lists its product as uncharacterized. The record is from RefSeq and is a predicted model, not a curated record. Lineage: Eukaryota; Viridiplantae; Streptophyta; Magnoliopsida; Poales; Poaceae. The transcript is spliced from 4 exons. Bases 1 to 954 code for a protein of 317 amino acids. Gene Ontology annotation, biological process: cell surface receptor signaling pathway.
AUGGGACUUACGCUGACGACCUCCUCCUCCACCGACCUCAUCACCUACUCUGAUGCAAACUGGGAUCGCUGCCCGGACACACGACGCUCCACCUCGGGGUACUGUGUCUACCUUGGACCGUCCCUGAUCUCUUGGUCCUCCAAGCAACAGUCCACCGUCUCCCACUUGAGUGCCGAGGCAGAGUAUCAGGUGGCUCUUGGGUGCAUCCAGGUCCUCAACGUCCCAACAGUGCAACAGUUCGCCGAUGUCAUGACAAAAGGACUGCCUACUUCUAUUUUCGAGGAGUACAGUCAAAGGUCAAGCAGAAUCGACAACACCAUGGCCACCCAUGUCCCACAGAACACUGUGCUGUACUGCGUGGCUAUCUGCGCUCCCCACCUCUACCGCUACUUCAGGACAAGAUCGAGGCAGACAGUUUGUCGUGUGCUGCUCGCAGUUGAACAGCCGACUGGCAAUCUGCUCUGGUUCAAUCCCAAGAAGGAGAGAGGUGGUGCAGAUAUGGCGCAGUGGAACGGCAUGGAGCAGGCAGCGACCAUCGCGCAGCUGGUGGGAGUGGAUGCGUUGGGGCUCAUCUCGACGAUUGUACAGGCAGCACAGACAGUUCAGCGCAACAAGGAGACCUGCCAGGAGCUUGUGCAGGAUGUGCAGUUGAUAAAUGGCCUGCUACGGAUGCUGCAAAACCCAGAGAUGAUGCAGCGAGAAGAGAUUGUAAACGCACUCAAUGGACUGGAGGGGACGCUCCGGGAGGCGUACAGCCUCGUCAGCUCCUGCCAGGACUGCAGCACCACAUAUCGCAUAUUCAUGGGAUGGAAACACACUGACCAGUUCCGACGUGUGAAGAAGAAGAUUGCCAAGCACCUCCGCUUCUACCCUAUGAUCUUCCAUGCUGACAUAACUUGUCGUCUCGAAAGAAUAAGCAAUGGCACGCUGUCGACGUGCUCAUCUCAGGUAUAGUCAGUUUGUACUUCACUGGUAAACAUCAUCAUGGCUUUUCGAUUGUAGCCAAGGGUCUUCACGUAAUACUAGUCACGGAAGCACAUCAUAGCCCUCUGCAGCGGUCUUGUUGUUUAUGUAAAUCUUGAACUUGCGUUGCUCGGCCUUGUCAUACUGCAGCUCGCAGAAAUGCAGCCGGACCAAGUAAUCAAA